AUGUACAUCCUGGCCUCGCACCUGUACGGGCCUCGCGGACAGGUCAUCCCGCGGCCAACGCCGAAGAAGAUGUACACGUACAAUCAGCUAGCUACUAAGUUUGAUGCCUUCUCAAACGUGAUGGUGCAGAUGGAGGAGGCCUUCCCCUUCAGCAACCAGACACCGCUGCCUGUGGGCAAGCUGCUGGAUGAUUCCAGCACGCCACUAGCCAAUGUCUUUGGCUUUGCCGGCAUACACUUCUUUGCUAUCCCCAGCAACCCGAACGUGGCGGCUCUGGGGGUUAUGAUUGAUGACUGGCUGUUCAAGAUCUGCAACUCGCAGGACAUUAACAGUGUCUUCUGCCAGCUGCCGCUGUUCGAGCCGCCCAUCGACCCGGCUCUGCUGCUGCUACUGGCCAAGGCACUCGAGAUGGCACAGGAGGUGCGAUUGCUGGGCAGUUCACUGUUGGCGACUUGUGAGAAAGGCGACGCUGAGGCACUGAGCGUGCUCUGGUCUAAGCAUGACACCAAUAUGUAG
This is a messenger RNA of Aspergillus udagawae, 516 nucleotides long. Its product is annotated as putative Insecticidal toxin complex protein TccB2. The transcript has 2 exons. Lineage: Eukaryota; Fungi; Ascomycota; Eurotiomycetes; Eurotiales; Aspergillaceae. The record is from RefSeq and is a predicted model, not a curated record. The coding region runs from base 1 to 516 and encodes 171 amino acids.